GUCUCGAAGCUCUCUCUCAGGGAUGGUUCCCUUACAGGCAAGAUCAAUCCCUCCUUGCUUAAUCUCACACAUCUAGCCAACUUAGACUUGAGCUUAAACAAUUUUGAGGGAAUUCAAAUUCCAAGUUUUGUGGGUUCUCUUGUGAGUUUAAGAUAUCUUAACCUCACAUAUGGAGAAUUCAAGGGAAUGAUUCCCCAACAACUUGGAAAUCUCUCAAGUUUACUCUAUCUUGGGCUUGGACAUAAUUUAGACUUAUAUGUUGACAAUCUUCAUUGGGUCUCUAGUCUUUCUUCAUUGGAAUCACUAGACUUAUCUUAUGUUAAUCUUAGUAAGGCAUAUGAUCAUUGGCUUUUAGCAUUAAAUAUGAUCCCUUCCUUGCAAGAAUUACGCUUGUCCUAUUGUUAUCUUAGUCAUAUUCAUUUUCCAUCUCACAUAAAUCUUACAUCCCUUGAGACACUUGACCUGAGUUACAACUCUCUUAAGCUUGGAGGUUCAAUUCUUUGCACCUUUCGAAAUAACAUGAGCCUUUUAAUAUAUCUUGAUUUGUCUAGCAAUAACAUAAACUCUGUCAUUCCCAAUUGCUUUUAUAGUUUUUCCAAUCUUGAACACCUCCACCUUUCUAAUACUAAUCUGCAUGGAAUUAUCUCAAGUGAUGUAGCAAAUUUGACCUCUAUAGUCAAUUUAAACUUGAGGGGUAAUGCUCUAGCAGGAAAAAUCCCUUCAUUUAUGGGAAAACUAUGCAAUUUGGAAGAAUUUGAUUUAGCAGGCAAUAAUUACAAAGGCAGCGUCUCAAUGGUUUUCGAAAGCUUGUCAGGUUGUCUUUCUAAAAGUUUGAAGUCAUUGAAUUUGGGAGGAAAUUCGUUUGAUUCAUUCACUGGCCAAAUCUUGGAAACUUACAUGAGACAUUUUAAAAAAUUACAUGUUCUUUCACUUAGAAAUAAUAUAUUUUCUGGUCCCAUUCCAUUGUCAAUAUUUGGAAACUUAAUAUCCUUGAAGACAUUAGAUCUUUCUUCAAAUAAUUUCAGUGGACCUCUUCCAGAAUUCCAUGCUUCUCUCUCAAAGUUAGAAUCCCUUUCUAUUGACUGAAACAAAUUAAGUGGGUCAAUUCCAAAAAGUCUUCAGUCUCUCUCAAAAUUAAAACACCUCUCCAUUUCAAAUAACCAAUUAAGUGGGUCACUUCCAACAAGUCUUGGGUCUCUUGCAAAUUUAGAAAUUCUUUGGAUCGACUCAAAUAAUUUCAAAGGUGAUGUGUCUCAAGUUCAUUUUGCCAAUCUCACAAAGCUCAAGUUCAUACUUGCUUCUGGAAAUAAACUAAGCAUGAAAGUAGGUUCAAAUUGGGUUCCUCCCUUUUCUCUCCUGGUCUUGGAAUUGAGAAAUUGGAACUUGGGUCCUCAUUUUCCUAUAUGGCUAAAAUCACAAAAAAAUAUUUCUCAAAUCGACAUCUCCAACACUGGAAUUUCAGGUGUCAUUCCUCAAUGGUUUUGGAAUAAUUUUGUUUCUAAUCAUUUUAUUAGAGUUGACAUUUCUGAAAACCAAAUCUAUGGGGAAAUUCCUAAUUUUCCAAAUGAUGUUUCAUGUUUACUAAACAUG
Messenger RNA from Cannabis sativa, 1590 nucleotides. RefSeq names its product putative receptor-like protein kinase At3g47110. NCBI's taxonomy places the organism in Eukaryota, Viridiplantae, Streptophyta, Magnoliopsida, Rosales, Cannabaceae. The coding region runs from base 187 to 1086 and encodes 299 amino acids. The transcript has a single exon. Gene Ontology annotation, molecular function: protein binding. The record is from RefSeq and is a predicted model, not a curated record.